AUGCCGGGGAUCCUCACAGUAGGCUACAAUGCAUCACUACUCGGGGGUGUGUUGACACUGAAGAACUUCGAAGAACAGUUCCCCGAAAUCAACAUUGCCGCUGCUGUUGAUAAACCACAUGCGUCAACAAUCCAAGGCAUUGUUGUAGCCUCUUACACAAUAGGAGGCUUCUUCGGGACUCUCUCCUGUAUAUGGCUAGGUGACAGAUUUGGCCGCCGACGCACGAUAAUGGCAGGAUCAGUCGUCCAAGUCGUUGGAGCUGUUUUGAUGGCUUGUUCAGGCUCUCUCAUUCAACUCAUCACGUCUCGGAUCAUCCUCGGUGUAGGCACUGGUGCUCUACUAGCCACAAUCCCUCUUUGGCAAUCGGAGAUCUCGCCUGCCAACAAGCGUGGUGCUCACGUCGGCAUGAAGGGGAUAUUCAGCGGUUUUGGGUGUGCCCUGGCCCUUUUUCUCGACUUUGGAAUGUCAUUCACUCAAGGCAGUGUUGCCUGGAGAUUUCCUUUCGCUUUUGUGGUGCUACUUUCCAUCGCUGUUCUAGUGUUCAUCUACCUGUUACCUGAAUCUCCUCGGUGGCUUAUCCGACAAGGCCGACUAUCCGAAGCUAGUGAAGUCCUGGCAGCUCUCGAAGACACAUGUGUCGACGAUCAAGCCGUGGAAGCAAAAAUCAAAGAAGUCCAAAUAUCACUGGACUUGUUUGAGGAAAAGUCACUGGGGCAAAUAUUCCACAUGGGCCCUCAAAGAACAUUCCACCGAGCUAUGAUUGCUGCUUUGGCAAUGUUGUUCUUGCAACUCACCGGCUCUACGGUCAUCACCUUUUACACAACCGCAAUCUUCGAAAACAAUCUUUCCCUCAAUAACUCAACAUCCACGGUCCUGGCAGCGGUCUACCAGCUAGUUGGCCCCAUGGGCGGAGCCUUCUGCGUUUUCAAAAUUGACAGACUCGGCCGCCGUGUGUUGCUUUUAGGCAGUGCAAUCGGAAAUGUUGUCUGUCUGGCUUUAGUAGCUGGCCUCGGAACCCAAGCCGAUAACCCUCUCGCCAUGCGCGGUGCUGUUUUCUUCAUUUUCCUGUUUCAUUUCAGCUAUAUCAUCGGAUUUGGCGCAAUACCAUAUCUCUACGCCGCGGAGAUUGCGCCUUUGCAUCUACGCACAACUAUCAACAGUUUUAGCAUCAGCAUAUCCUGGGCGGUUAGCAUCUUACUCACUGUCGUCACUCCCAUUGCAUUCAACAGUAUGGGACAGACAUACUUUGUCAUUUUCGCGGGCUGCAAUGCAAUGAUGAUACCUGUUAUCUAUUACCUGUUUCCUGAGACCGCCGGGCGCAGUCUGGAGGAAAUGGAUAGGAUCUUCGCUCUUUCGCGAGGUCCUUUGGAUGCUGUCAAGGUUGCCCGGCUUCUUCAACAGGGACAAUCAUUUGACUUGUCGCUUGAAAAGGAACUUGACUCAAGCUUCAAGUGCCCGGAGCUUCAGCUUCGCGAGGUAUAUUCGGCUUGA
Messenger RNA from Penicillium roqueforti, 1491 nucleotides. Its product is annotated as sugar porter family MFS transporter. NCBI's taxonomy places the organism in Eukaryota, Fungi, Ascomycota, Eurotiomycetes, Eurotiales, Aspergillaceae. Gene Ontology annotation, cellular component: membrane. The record is from RefSeq and is a predicted model, not a curated record. The transcript has 2 exons. Gene Ontology annotation, molecular function: carbohydrate:proton symporter activity. The coding region runs from base 1 to 1491 and encodes 496 amino acids. Gene Ontology annotation, biological process: transmembrane transport; carbohydrate transport.